Molecule: messenger RNA, 1956 nt
Organism: Erythranthe guttata (spotted monkey flower)
Lineage: Eukaryota; Viridiplantae; Streptophyta; Magnoliopsida; Lamiales; Phrymaceae
Source: RefSeq, a predicted model, not a curated record
CUCUUAAAUUAUUCACUCCCACUAUCGUCACUCUUUCUUCUGUAGCACCAGAGCUCUGGCCUAGCUCCUAACGACGUCGUUUCCUCCGUUGUUGCUUCGCUAUGGCGCUGAAGUCGUUCGUUGAAGUCCACCCGGACUCGCAUUUCCCUAUUCAGAAUCUGCCGUACGGCGUGUUCAAACCCGAACCGGAUUCGGAACCCCGACCCGGCGUUGCCAUUGGAGACUAUGUGCUGGACCUGUCCGUGAUUGCCUCCGCCGGUCUAUUCGACGGUCCGUAUCUCAGAAACUCCGAUUGCUUCACUCAGCCUAAUCUCAAUAAGUUUUCGGGCUUGGGACGACCAGCGUGGAAGGAAGCUCGUACGACAUUGCAAAAGCUAUUAUCAGCUACAGAGCCAAUAUUGCGCGAUAACGAAAGUUUGAGGGAAAAAGCACUUGUGCCUAUGGUAUCGUCUGCAAAUAGUUUUAAAUCUGCAAAGCCACUUGCUUACCAUGGACGUGCAUCAUCGGUUGUCAUCUCUGGCACUGACAUAAUCAGACCAAGAGGUCAAGCCCAUCCAGCUCCCAAUUCUCAGCCCUAUUUCGGACCUUCUCGUAAGCUGGACUUCGAACUGGAAAUGGCUUUUAUAGUUGGUCCUGGAAAUGAGUUCGGGAAGCCUGUGGAUGUUAAUGAGGCCGCAGAUCAUAUCUUUGGACUUGUCUUGAUGAAUGAUUGGAGUGCCAGAGAUAUUCAGGCAUGGGAGUACGUGCCUCUUGGUCCUUUUCUCGGAAAAAGCUUUGGUACAACUAUAUCCCCAUGGAUUGUGACCUUGGAUGCUCUAGAACCGUUCGCCUUUGAUGCUCAAAAACAGGAUCCUCCUCCUUUGCCGUAUAUCGCGGAGAAAGAAUCCAAAAACUACGAUAUUUCCUUGGAGGUUUCCAUUGUGCCAGCUGGCAAAGAAGACGGAAGCAUAGUAGCAAAAAGCAACUUGAAACACAUAUAUUGGACUAUAACUCAGCAACUUGCCCACCAUACGAGCAACGGUUGUAACUUAAGACCUGGUGACCUCCUAGGAACUGGAACUAUAAGUGGUCCUGUACCUGAGUCUUUUGGAAGCUUGUUAGAAUUGAGCUGGAACGGACAACAGCCUUUGUCUCUAGGUGGAACUACUCGUACGUUUCUAGAAGACGGAGAUGAAGUCAUUUUGAGUGGCUGUUGCAAGGGAGAUGGUUACAGCGUUGGGUUUGGGAAGUGCUCCGGGAAGAUUCUUCCUUCACCCAAAGAAAAAAUGAAGUCCUCCUACAGACCUCGAUUUUUCUCUUCCACCGCCACCACGGUUGUAUACUCUUUCCAUAAUGACCACUCUGCCCCUGAUCCCGACCCCAAAAUUACCGAAAUUCCCAUCAGUUCCGCCACCGAUGAACAAUCCAUUCCGAUAACUGUGGCCGCCGCUCAUCCCCAACCCCGAGAAUUGUCCGCUGCUGUUCGGAUACAAUCCGCCUACCGGUCUCACGUGGUCCGCGUCCUUGUCGGGAAGAUCUCCGCCGUCAAUUCCGAAGCCAAUUACUGGCAAAGAAUCAUCCAACGCCAGGAGACGGUUGAUGCUGUACGAGCGAGUGAGAGGGAGCGGGUGAAAAUAAACGAGGCAUUAAUGGGCUUGUUAUUCAGGCUCGAUUCAGUACCUGGGCUCGAUCCAAACGUGAGGGAGCUGAGGCGGCAUGUGAGCCGCAAGAUUGUAGGUUUGCAAGAGAUACUGGAUGCAGUUUCCGAUAGUAGAGCUGAGCAUUGGGAUGGAUAUUUGAGGGAUUGGGAUGAUAUUAUCGAGGGCUUUGAAAGAGAUGUUUGCAUUGAAAAAGGCGGUGGUACGGAAAUGGAGAGGUUUUGUGCCGAGCAUUUGGGUUUCCAGUGUUUGCAGAGGUUCCUUCGUGAUCAAUGAUCUCAGGUACACACACACACACACACACACACACACACACACA